AUGAAGCUGUCAACUGCGAUAUACACAGCCUUGUCGGUGGCUGCCUGCCAUGGACGCAGCAUCGUUAGUCGUGGAGGACGACCAUUCGACAUCCUCCAAGCGCCCGACAAGAGGGAGCUUCUUCAAGAUAUCGUCACUUGGGACGAGCAUUCCCUAUUCAUCAAUGGCGAGCGAGCCACGAUUUUCUCUGCCGAAAUCCACCCGUUUCGCCUGCCUGUACCAUCCCUGUACCUCGAUCUGUUCCAGAAGGUCAAGGCGAUGGGCUUCAACAUGGUGUCUUUCUACAUUGAUUGGGCGCUGUUGGAGGGGAAACCAGGCGACUUCCGAUCUGAGGGAAUCUUCGACAUAGAACCGUUUAUCGAAGCUGCGCAGGAAGCUGGCAUCUAUCUCUUGCCUCGACCUGGUCCAUACAUUAACGCCGAAGUCUCUGGCGGAGGAUUCCCUGGAUGGCUACAGAGAGUCAAAGGAACACUGCGAACCAGCGCUGCGGAUUAUUUGAGCGCUACUGACAACUACAUGGAGCACAUCUGCUCCAUCAUCGCCAAGGCCCAAAUCACCAACGGGGGGCCUGUAAUCUUGUUCCAGCCGGAGAACGAGUACAGCGCUGCUGUGGGAGUCAAAUUCCCGGAUCAAGAUUAUUUGAAAUAUGUGAAUGACCAAGCGAGGAAUGCAGGAAUCGUCGUGCCCUUGAUCAACAACGAUGCAUGGCAAGGCAAGACUGGCGCACCCGGAACGGGAAUCGGUGCAGUGGACAUUUAUGGCCACGACGGAUAUCCUGUUGGAUUUGAUUGUGGCAACCCCGAUCAAUGGCCCUCAAACGGUCUCCCAACAACCUGGCACAGCGAGCAUUUGGCGGCCAGCCCAAACACCCCGUACUCAAUUAUUGAGUUCCAAGGAGGCGCAUUUGAUCCCCCAGGUGGUUGGGGAUUUGAUCAAUGCGCUGCGCUCACGAACCAUGAGUUUGCUCGCGUGUUUUACAAGAAUAACCUGGCGGCCGGAGUGACAAUUUUCAACAUCUACAUGACAUUUGGAGGAACUAACUGGGGAAACCUGGGCCACUGCGAUGGCUACACGUCGUAUGACUAUGGCGCUGCGAUCAAAGAGGAUAGAUCAAUUACUCGGGAAAAGUACGCUGAGAUGAAGUUGCAAGGCCACUUCCUGAGGGUAUCACCAGGAUACGCAGCAUCUACGCCCGGCACCCUGUCAACGUCACAGUACAGCACCAACGGAGAUAUUGCGAUCACCCCUCUCACUACUGAAGACGGCGAGGCAUUUUUCGUUGCACGGCAUGCCGAUUAUACCAGAACUGACUCGACAUCUUACACGCUCAAACUCCCAACGUCGGCUGGGACGCUCACAGUUCCACAGCUGGGAGGAUCACUCUCCUUGCACGGCAGAGACUCCAAGAUCCAUCUUGCUGACUAUCCAGUUGGCGACUAUAAUCUUUUGUACUCGACCGCUGAAGUCUUCACAUGGAAGAAGGUUAGUGACAAGACUAUCCUUGUUCUUUAUGGUGGCCCCGAUGAACUUCACGAAGUCGCUGUGAAGAAGACCUCCAAGUUUAAGCUGGUCGAAGGAGGCGGGGUGAAGUUCAGUGUCAAGAAGAAUGUUUGUAUAUUCCAGUGGACUACUUCUUCAACUCGAAGAGUUGUUCAAACGGAUUCUCUGUUCAUUUACCUGCUAGAUCGUAACACGGCCUACAACUACUGGGUUCCCGACCUACCAGGAGACGGUGAUCACCCCGCUUUUGGAACCUCGAUCAUGAACCCAGAAUCAGUGAUUAUCAAUGGCGGAUACCUUGUUCGAUCCGUCUCAGUCAAGGGCUCGACGCUCUCGGUCCAAGCAGAUUUCAACAGCUCAACGACUUUGGAGAUUAUUGGUGUCCCGGAAAAGGUCUCUCGGCUCAAUAUCAACGGCAAGGCACUUCAGUACAAGAAGUCAAAACUUGGAAACUGGAUAACCAAGCCAGAUGUCGCCAUCCCGACCAUCCAGGUCCCAGACCUCAAGUCCCUCGACUGGCACUACGUCGACUCGCUUCCUGAGAUCAAUAGUAAAUAUGACGACUCGAAAUGGACUGUGGCCGACCACACCACCAGCAACAAUACCCGUGUGCCUCUUCAAAACUCCGUCUCACUUUAUGGUUCAGACUACGGUUUCCAUGCUGGCGCUCUCAUUUACCGGGGACAUUUUACGGCUGACGGCACCGAGUCCCAGCUUAAACUAUGGACUCAGGGUGGCCGAGCCUAUGCCAGCUCCGUUUGGCUCGACGGCAAAUUCCUCGGCUCUUUCAAUGGAUACGAUGCUACCGGCAACUAUAACUCGACCUAUACUCUGCCGAAACUUGUCAAGGGCAAGCGCUACGUCUUGACCAUCAUCGUUGACAACACGGGACUCAACGGCAACUGGACCCCAGGAUAUGACGAGCAGAAGAGCCCUCGCGGCAUACUCGACUGGGUUAUUAUGUCACCCUCAGGAGGCACAACGCCCAUCACGACAUGGAAAUUCACAGGGAAUCUUGGUGGUGAAGACUACAUCGACAAGUUCCGAGGGCCUUUAAAUGAGGGUGGAUUCUUCUUCGAGCGCCAGGGAUAUCACCUGCCCUCGCCGCCGCUUCGCUCAUUCUCGAGUGGCUCGCCGUUUAAGGGCAUAAGCAAACCCGGUGUGGCUUUUUACACGUCGAAAUUACACCUUGACUACCCUGCUGAGAACUUUGACAUCCCGCUUUCCUUCACUUUCACGAAUAGCACUGGCGAGACAGGUGCCUACCGUGCUCUGCUCUUUGUCAAUGGCUUCCAGUUUGGCCGCUAUGUCAGCAACAUCGGCCCCCAGACCGUGUUCCCUGUCCCCGAGGGAGUGCUCAACUACCGUGGAGAUAACUGGCUUGGAAUUGCGUUGUGGGCACUGGGGGAUGGUGGUGCCAAGUUGCCUGGGUUCUCACUUACGGCGGGUGCACCGGUACGGACUGGUCGGCAAGCAGUGAAGGUUGUACAAGGACCUCAGUACAGCCGGCGGCAGGGAGCAUACUAG
This is a messenger RNA of Ilyonectria robusta, 3027 nucleotides long. Its product is annotated as glycoside hydrolase superfamily. The coding region runs from base 1 to 3027 and encodes 1008 amino acids. Gene Ontology annotation, biological process: carbohydrate metabolic process. Lineage: Eukaryota; Fungi; Ascomycota; Sordariomycetes; Hypocreales; Nectriaceae. The record is from RefSeq and is a predicted model, not a curated record. Gene Ontology annotation, cellular component: vacuole. The transcript has 8 exons. Gene Ontology annotation, molecular function: beta-galactosidase activity.